Hyphopichia burtonii NRRL Y-1933 is the source of this 837-nucleotide messenger RNA. RefSeq lists its product as uncharacterized. The coding region runs from base 1 to 837 and encodes 278 amino acids. The record is from RefSeq and is a predicted model, not a curated record. NCBI's taxonomy places the organism in Eukaryota, Fungi, Ascomycota, Pichiomycetes, Serinales, Debaryomycetaceae. The transcript has a single exon.
AUGUUGUCUAAAGUAUUCAUUGGUGCCUUAAUGGCCGUUUCUUCAGUCCAAGGUUUUAUUUCUAAUAUUCCUGAUGUUAAUAAAUUAGGUAAUUCUCAAGGUAAAACCGUUGGUUCCAUGAAAACUCCAAGUGACUUAUUAUACUCUGGUGAUCAUGUUUGUGAUAAAUUCUCUUCCACCAUUCAACUGAGUAACAACACUAAUGAUUUCCCUAUUUCUUUUAAUUUGUAUGUUGCCGCAAAUGAAGAUGCUCCAAAUGAUAAUUACACCAUUGACUUAUAUUUCAAGAACCCAAACCAUCGUUCUUUAAAUGAUUUUGCUAUUUUGAACGCCAGUGAUUCUGAAAGCGUUUUGGAACAAUAUAAUCCAAUUUUAAUUUCAAAACAACCUGGCUUUGGUGUUGAAUUUAAAUUCAAUUUCGAAAAGGGUAAAUUAUGUCAAUUCUUAUACCAAUUCACCGUCAUGUACCAAUUAGAAAAACAAGAUGACCACUCUAAAACUUCCGACAAAAUCUUCUUGGUUGGUUCUUGUCAAGAAAACAAAGCUUAUCAUCCUGAUGCUUACAACGAUUUAAUUGGUCAAGGUUUCAGAUGUGUUGAAUACAACAGUGGUUAUAAAUACGAUGGUGGUAAAGAUUGGUGUUCUAAAUUCUACCAGGCUUCCCAAUGUUGUGACUCUUUCCAAAAUGAUGAAUUGGCUUCCAGAGACUCUUGUCCUGCUUCUUCUUCUGGUUAUACUUCUUUGGGUCAACCAACCUCCUCUGUCUUUAGCAACCCAUCAACCUUAAGUACCGUUACCACCACCGCCGAAUCCCACCAACCAACCAUCUUAACCUAA